AUGGCGGCAGUAAAAUCUAUUGACACAACUUCGAUACAUAGAAUUUGCUCGGGUCAAGUUAUUUUAGAUUUAGCUACAGCUGUAAAAGAGCUUGUUGAAAAUGGUCUUGAUGCCCAAGCCAGAGCAAUAGAGAUUAGGUUUAAAGAGUAUGGAAUACAAUCGAUAGAGGUGAUUGAUGAUGGUACAGGAAUAAAUCAGCAUAAUUUCGAACAACUCGCCCUUAAACAUAGUACCUCUAAGCUUUCUAGCUUUGAAGACUUGAUGGAUCUCAAUUCUUUUGGUUUCAGAGGAGAAGCUUUAAGUUCUCUCUGUGCUCUAUCAAAGGUUGUGAUUUUAACCUGUACACAGGAGGAGGCUCCCACUGGAUUUAAAUUGGAAUUUGAUUCUCUCGGAAAACUUAUUAAAAAGACACCUAUAGCUCGUGAGCGAGGCACAACAGUGAUCUUGCAAGAUCUGUUUGAACCGAUUCCUGUUCGGCAUCAAGAAUUCAAAAAGAAUAUAAAGCGGGAAUUUGGUAAAACCUUGACAUUAUUACAAGCCUAUGCCAUAAUUUGUAUAAAUUUGAAAAUCACUUGUUCAAAUCAACUUAAUAGGAGCGCAAGAACUGUAGUCCUCAGUACCAACGGGAAUUGUAGCAUUCGAGAUAACAUUGCUAAUUUAUUUGGUGCUAAAACAUUAACACAAAUUGUACCAUUUGAUUUUAACAUCCAAGUGACACCGGAGAAACAAAAAAUGUCAAUAGACUCUGAAAAUCAGUCAGAGAGUGAUGCAUAUCCUAUACAUAUUGUUGGAUACAUAUCAAAGCCAAUGAAAGGCUAUGGUCGAGGAAAUUCCGAUAGACAGUUUUAUUUCAUUAACAGCCGACCUUGCACUUUACCAAAGGUUGCUAAAACUAUUAAUGAAUUAUAUAAAAGUUUUAAUACGAAUCAAUAUCCAUUUUGUGUUGUCAAUUUUCGGCUUGAAAAAUGCUAUUACGAUGUUAAUGUCACUCCUGAUAAAAGGACUAUUUUUAUUCAUAAUGAAAACAAAAUCCUCGAAGAGUUGAAGAAUGAAAUGAACAGUGUUAUGGAACCAUUCCGUUCAACUUUUACGUGUCUUAAUACUGAAAGUAUAAAGUUGUUUACAAAGGAGAACAGUCCUAAUGAACUUAAUAAAGUAAAUGUUAGUUACAACGAAACAAAGUUCUGCGAGAAUGAAAUGAACAGUGUUUUGGAGUCAGUCCGUUCAACUUCUACGUGUCUUAAUACUGAAAGUGUAAGGUUGUUUACAAAAGAGAGCGGUCCUAAUGAACUUAAUAAAGUAAAUGUUAGUUGCAACGAGACAGAGUUCUGUGAGAAUGAAGCAAACAAUGUUUUUGGACCAUCCCGUUCAAAUUUUACGUGUCUUAAUACUGAAAAUAUAAAGUUUUCUACAAAAGAGAACGGUCCUAAUGAACUUAAUAAAGUAAAUGUUAGUUACAGCGAGACAACAAAAUUCCGUGAGAAUGAAAUGAACAAUGUUUUUGAGUCAUCCCAUUCAACUUCUACGUGCCUUAAUACUGAAAGUAUAAUGUUGUCUAUAAAAGAGAACGGCCCUAAUGAAUUUAAUAAACUAAAUGUUAGCUACAACGAGACAACAAAGUUCUGCGAAGUAGAAAAUAGUUGUCAUACUCCUAACAAUGGCCAGAGAAAGGAUCUGGAAAUUCCAUCAAUUAUAGGAUCUGGGACAACUAUCUCCGUUGAUAAUUUAAAUUUCGAGAAAGGCCAAAGAGACAACACAGAUGAGAGACAGAUACUUAAGGUCCCUUUUGAUAUUUCAAAAUAUGAUAAGAAUAAAAUUAGGGAACAAUCGAACAACUUUCCCAAGAACAAUUUUAAGAAAUGCUUGCGAGAUGUCGCUGGCAUUAUUUCUUCUGACAAUGAAGCUGCUGAACGAGAGCUAAAUAGGGUUAUAAAGAAAACUGAUUUUUCAUCGAUGGAGAUUGUUGGUCAAUUUAAUCUUGGGUUUAUUAUUGCUAAACUAUAUAAAGACGAAGGCUGUGACUUGUUAAUAAUUGACCAACACGCGUCAGAUGAAAAAUAUAAUUUUGAACAACUUCAACUUCAUACCAAAAUUAAUUCUCAGAGAUUAAUCAGUCCAAGAUCACUGGAACUUACUGCUGCAGAGGAAUUAGUUGCCAUUGACAAUAUAGACAUCUUAAAAGCAAAUGGAUUCGAUUUAGAAGUUGAUUUAGAGGCUCAAACAACAAAAAAAUUAAAACUGAUAUCACAACCAAUAAGUAAUGAUAUUAUCUUUGGCGUUGAAGAUUUGGAAGAAUUAAUUUUUCUACUGUCUGAAAGACCCGGAGAAAUGGUUCGUUGCUCAAAAGUUCGAAAGAUAUUUGCCUCUCGAGCCUGCCGCAAAUCUGUAAUGAUUGGAGAUGCAUUAUCACGUCAACAGAUGGAAAAGAUUGUAAGGCAUAUGAGUGAAAUUGAUCAACCAUGGAAUUGCCCUCAUGGUCGACCAACUAUGAGGCAUCUUUUCGAUUUGUCUCAAAUUCAGACUUAUCCUUUAUAUUCUAUGCGUCAGCGAACUAAUCAUGUUAAGUGA
Molecule: messenger RNA, 2568 nt
Organism: Cetraspora pellucida
Lineage: Eukaryota; Fungi; Glomeromycota; Glomeromycetes; Diversisporales; Gigasporaceae
Source: the annotation of a GenBank genome assembly